Molecule: messenger RNA, 1297 nt
Organism: Austrofundulus limnaeus
Lineage: Eukaryota; Metazoa; Chordata; Actinopteri; Cyprinodontiformes; Rivulidae
Product: short chain dehydrogenase/reductase family 16C member 5
Cellular component (GO): lipid droplet
Molecular function (GO): oxidoreductase activity, acting on the CH-OH group of donors, NAD or NADP as acceptor
Source: RefSeq, a predicted model, not a curated record
AUUCAUCAUGAAUUUCUUUCUGGAAACGCUGCAAGUCAUUSUUCUGUCUCUUUGGUUCAAUUUGGAAGCUUUGAUUUACUUCUUUGUGCCAAGAAGGAAAAAGAACAUUAGUGGAGAAGUGGUUCUGAUCACAGGGGCAGGCAGUGGGAUCGGUCGUCUCAUGGCCCAGGAGUUUGCGGCCCUCGGUACUGUUCUUGUGCUGUGGGAUAUUAACGAAGAGGGAAUGAAGGAAACCGCUCGUCUUGUCAAAAGCAGAGGAGCUACCAGAGUCCAUUAUUACAUCUGUGACUGCAGUGACAAGAAGGAGGUUUACAGAGUCGCUGAACAGGUGAAGCGGGAAGUGGGGGACGUCAGUAUACUGGUAAACAAUGCUGGAAUUGUGACUGGAAAGAAAUUCAUGGAUUCUCCAGAUUCUCUGAUUGAGAAGACCAUGGAAGUAAACACAAUGGCUCACUUUUGGACCUACAAGGCCUUUCUUCCUGCUAUGAUCGCCAACAAUCAUGGUCAUCUUGUCAGCAUUGCCAGCUCUGCUGGRCUCAUAGGAGUCAAUGGAUUGGCAGACUACUGUGCCAGUAAGUUUGCAGCUGUGGGGUUUGCAGAGUCUGUCGGCCUGGAGCUGCUGGCAAUAGGGAAGACUGGAAUCAAGACCACUAUUGUGUGCCCUUACUUCAUCAACACAGGAAUGUUUGAUGGAUGUCAAACCAAGUGGCCUAGAAUCCUGCCUAUCCUGAAUCCAGAGUCUGUAGCCAAGAAGAUUAUUCAUGCUGUACUUACAGACCAGGUCUACCUGUUAUUACCAAAGAGCAUGUAUUUCAUAUCUGGUCUAAAAAGCAUCCUGCCCACGAAGCAGGGCCUUCUGCUGGGGAAGUACCUGGGAGCCUUCAGCCUGAUGGACACCUUCAGGGGACGCUCUAAAAAACAGGAAUAAGAUCAUGAAGAAGCCAUGACUGAACUGAAAGGACAGAAACUUUAAUGUCAGGCCUGUUCACAGCUAAUUAUAAUAUUCUUACAUUCAUCAAAUAGCAUGGAUUUAGCAUAACACAAAACUGAAUGUUUGAUCUUGUCWUUGUUUCAAUUUUCAAGAUUAAGAUUUUUGUGGCGUCUGAUGUUUUAAUGAAGGUUUUGUUUUUAUAACAACACACAGCUUACAAUGUUUUGAAGUGUUUCAGUGAUGCUAUGGGAUAUUCUUUCUUCAAAUAUUCAGACACCUUGAAAUUCAGCCAACAAAUGUUUUUAUGUAUGACCUGAAGUCUGCUUGUUUUAUCAAUGCAAUGAUAAAAAAAGAAGUCCAUUUUAA